Arctia plantaginis is the source of this 708-nucleotide messenger RNA. NCBI's taxonomy places the organism in Eukaryota, Metazoa, Arthropoda, Insecta, Lepidoptera, Erebidae. The record is from the annotation of a GenBank genome assembly.
AUGAUUUCAUCUGUAACAAAGAUGUGGCUCUCCAGUAUCGUAUCUUCCACCCUGUUCGUAAUGGCGAUGUCAGCAGGACAGGAAUACCUCCCUCCAAACAAGGGGUACAACUACGAACCACCAUCUAUACCAUUCAACCAGAACCAAAAUAAGCCGACCCCAGCUCCUCGGCCACCCCCCACGACAAGACCGUCAUACAUCCCACCUGCCCCUACGCAAGGUCCAACACAACCUGACCAAGGAUACGAUUAUGGUCAAAACCAUGAUCAUAGUCACGACCACAGCCAUGAUCACAGCCACGAUCACGGUACUGGAGACCAUCAUCACGAGCCUGGCAUGCCUUUCGACUUCUCUUAUCAGGUAAGCGAAGACGGUAAUGACUACAGCCACAACGCCAUCUCUGACGGAGAUGUUACUAAGGGAGAGUACAGAGUGGCCCUUCCUGACGGACGCACGCAGAUUGUCAAGUACACCGCGGAUUGGAAGAACGGAUUCAACGCUGAAGUGACCUACGAGGGUGAGGCUCGCUAUCCUGACCCACCAGCAGGCGGAUACCCCGCCGCUGGCAGCCCGGCCGGCUACGGCGGCGGUAGCGGCGGCGGCAGCAGCAACGGUUACAGCAGCGGUAGCGGCACUGGCAGUGGCAGUACCGGUAGUGGGGGUCAGGCCUAUGCCCCCCCAAGCCAAGGAGGUGGAUACCAAUACUAA